AUGCUAGGGCAUAGUACUACCAGCUCUCUAUUCGAGCCAACUCGUUGCCUUUCCACCCUCAGCAGCAAGAACGACAACGGGGCAGUUGACGGACAUCAUUGCCCGACUCAACAUGAAAUGACGUCGUUGACGUCGUGCCUCCAACAUCUCGGCUUGUACUCCUUCGUCGCUGUGUACACCAAAAGCCAAAAAUCUCCACAGAAUCUUGAGCGCUUCCGAAAAUUUGCGGGUUACCUUGGCAUGGGUUCUCCACGAAGUUUAGCCCAAAUUCGCACCUUUGUAUUGUAUGAAAGGGUCUGCGCCCUUCGUGCUGACGAGGAAAAAGACUUUUGGAGACACGAUUGUGGCCUCCCUCCGACCUUUCAAUCGUGGUUCACUGUUAUCACGCUGCAUAUUUGGAUGAUGAACGUCCGAUUCCGCGCGUUACCGAGCGCCUAUGGUCGCCGCUAUGCCGACUGCCUUGUGGAACAUUUUUUCCAAGACGUUGAGGAUCGAGUACGCGCCAUAAUGCAGCCAACACAUGACUACAAACCCUACACCUUCCUAUCAACCUUCUACGUGAAUCCAAACGCGCCAAAAAGCACAGACAAGAACGAGAAACUGAGCAACGCGCCAGAACGUCUUGUUUCCCAGCAGCUUAAAAUUUUCAAAGAGCAGUGGACUGGGUUUGCGCUCUCUCUUGAUCUCGCACUCGUCAAAGGUGAUAUGGAAAUGGCAGCGACAGUCUGGAGAAAUCUGCUUGGCGCUCGUGGGGCCUCAGGUAUCGCCUUCCCAGAUGAUCCAUCUGCACCCACCUUCCGAAGAGCCGUCAAUCUUGUUGGCGGUACUGUGGUCAAUCCAGAAAAGGUUGAUUUCGACAAGGAAGCCGCCACCGAUGACCAUUCCGGGGUCUACGACUUCCCAUCGAGCGAGGCGGACAAAUACCUUGAAUACCCACAACUCAUGCUCGAUAUCGUUCACUAUAUCAGACGAGAGCUUUAUAGAUUGGAGGCCUAUUCAGACGAGCAAAUAGUGAAUAUGGACUGGAGGGACCUUAAAUUCGGCCAAAUCCGAGACAAUGCGGAGGAGUCGACGAAAUCGGAGUAG
Molecule: messenger RNA, 1086 nt
Organism: Mycena indigotica
Lineage: Eukaryota; Fungi; Basidiomycota; Agaricomycetes; Agaricales; Mycenaceae
Exons: 4
Coding region: 1-1086 (361 amino acids)
Biological process (GO): mitochondrial respiratory chain complex III assembly
Cellular component (GO): mitochondrion
Source: RefSeq, a predicted model, not a curated record